This is a messenger RNA of Lolium rigidum, 2054 nucleotides long. Its product is annotated as pentatricopeptide repeat-containing protein At2g33760-like. The record is from RefSeq and is a predicted model, not a curated record. NCBI's taxonomy places the organism in Eukaryota, Viridiplantae, Streptophyta, Magnoliopsida, Poales, Poaceae. The transcript has a single exon. Gene Ontology annotation, molecular function: protein binding; RNA binding; zinc ion binding. Gene Ontology annotation, biological process: RNA modification. The coding region runs from base 1 to 1743 and encodes 580 amino acids.
AUGGAUUCCCAGCACCGCUCACCGGAAUACAGCUCCCUCCUCCUCGCUGGCCCUCGAGCUGGCCCUCUCAAGCAAGCCCACGCGCGCCUCCUCGUCACCGGCCACGGCCACUCCCUCCCGCUCAUCACCAAGCUGGCCACGCUCGCCGUCGCAGCCGGCGCCGCUCCAUACGCGCACCUCGUCGCCACCUCCCACCCCGCACCCGAUGCAUUCCUCUUCUCAUCCCUCACGCGCGCGGCCGCGCAUCACAGCCUCCCCCGCGCCGCUCUUGCAUUCUACCGCCGCCUCCUCUCCGCCGCGCUCCCCUUCUCCAGCUUCACCUUCACCGCUGCCGCCAAGGCCUGUGCCGACCUGUCCGCCCUCCGAACCGGCAAGGCCAUCCACGCGCACUCCCUCCUCCUCGGAUUCGGAUCCGACCGUUUCGUCCUGACGUCGCUGGUCGUGCUCUACUCCAAAUGCGGCCAGCUAGCUGCUGCACGCAGCCUGUUCGACGCAAUUCGUGAUAGAAGCGUGGUCGCCUGGAACGCGAUGAUUUCUGGGUACGAGCAGAAUGGGCUUGCCGAACGGGGGAUCGAGGUGUAUAAGGAGAUGCUGCUGGCCGAGGUGGUGCCGGAUUCCAUGACAUUUGUAGCCACGCUCUCUGCCUGUGCACAGGCUGGUGCACUGGACUUGGGACGUGAAGUGGAGAGACGUAUUGUUUCUGAAAGAAUGGACGUGAGCGUGUUUCUGGGCUCAGCUCUCGUGAACAUGUAUGCCAGGUGCGGUGCUGUGGACAAGGCUCGCAAGUGGUUCGACAUGCUGCAGGAGCGGAACGUGGUUACGUGGACUUCCAUGAUCGCAGGAUACGGAAUGCACGGACAUGGUCAUGAGGCGAUCAAGCUGUUCCGUUUGAUGAGACGCGAGGGGCCGCCGCCCAAUCAUGUCACCUUUAUUGCUGUUCUAUCUGCAUGUGCGCACGCUGGGUUGGUUAUGGAGGGACGGGAUGCUUUUGCUUGCAUGAAGAGGGUCUAUGGACUGGUCCCUCGUGUCGAGCACUAUUGCUCUAUGGUUGAUAUGUUUGGAAGGGCUGGACUUCUUGACGAAGCAAUGCAAUUUGUACAUGAUUUUAUCCCUGGAGAGCCAGGACCUGAAGUUUGGACGGCAAUACUUGGGGCGUGCAAGAUGCACAAGAAUUUCAAUCUCGGGGUGGAAGUGGCUGAGCGAUUGAUUGCUCUCGAGCCUGAAAAUCCAUCCUACCAUGUUCUGCUUUCUAACAUAUAUGCUCUGUCCGGUAAAAUGCACCAUGUCGAGAAGGUGAGGAAUACCAUGAUCAAGAGAAGAUUGAAGAAGCAGAUAGGAUUCAGCUUGAUUGAGCUCGGAGGUACAUCCCAUUUGUUUCGAAUGGGCGAAAAGUCUCAUCGGCAAACUAGAGAGAUUUACCAGUACUUGGAAGAACUGAUCCAUAGGAUUACUGCUGCUGGCUACAUGCCCGAAACUGAGUCAGUGCUGCAUGAGCUAGAAGAGGAGGAGAGGGAGGGUGCACUUAGAUAUCACAGUGAAAAACUGGCAGUAGCAUAUGGGCUCAUGAUGAGUUCUGGGAGCACCACUCCCAUCAGAGUAAUAAAAAACCUGCGGAUAUGCGGGGAUUGCCAUCUCGCUAUCAAAUUUAUGUCAGCUGCGGAGAACCGAGAGAUCGUUGUCAGGGAUAAGCACCGCUUUCACCAUUUUAAAGAUGGCAAGUGUUCAUGUCUGGAAUAUUGGUGACAAGCUCUCAUCUGCUGUUAGGUACACUUUCCUGGUACUAAUAGCUAUUAACAAAAGAGUUUCUUGGGAUCGAACAACUACAUUCACAUCAACUGGAGUCUUCCAAAUAAUUCCAGUUGAAGUUGUACUGUCGGAAUAUAAGCCCCCCUGCUGUUUGGUUAAAUGUUCAGGAACAGCAAACUUUAGUUACUUUCAGUGUACAAAAAAAUUAAGUGAUCUCCUCUUACAGUUUGUUUGUGCAAAACUCAGCAUCACAGUUUCUACAGCCAGUUUAAUCUGAGCAUCUGUCAAAGCAAUACACGGUUGAACAA